CACCACCACCACCACAGCAAACAGCAGGCAGGGCCCAGCUAGUGGCGGUGCCCAGCAUAACAACAGCCAGGCAAGAAGUAGCAAGUACGAGAGCGAGCACCCGAGAUCGCCUGGUGCCUAGAUCCUGGAGCCGAAGCGAGCGCCUUUGGAGUGUUGAGGGAGAUAUUCUGGAUGAGUUACGCAGUUAGCCGUGGUGGUGGGACGGGAGGGCCCAACGGGCUGCUGCCGGAAUAUAACUCCAUUGUCGGCGCUUGGGUGCUGGAGGUGUCCAGGUCUGAGACUAUGGAGGGCUAUUUGCGGUGCAUGAACGUCGCGGACUUGGCGAUUGAGGCGCAGAUGAAGGCGGAGCAGGACCACGAGAGCCGUAACGUGUUCGCCAUCGAGGGUACGAAACUCGUCAUCCACAAACGCACCAAGAUCAACCACUUCACGCAGAUAUAUGAGCUCGACAAGGAGAAAAUCACGGACGGCAGGAGCGGCCCCAAGCACUGCAUGGUGUCGCUUCCGAACCCGGGCUGCCUGGACGGCCUCGUGCUCACCACCUCCAUGCCCACCGCACAAGGCCAGAUGCAUCUCGUCGAGACCCGCCAACUUCUGGACAAGGGGCACGUACAUGCUCAGGAGUUGCAUCUGAGCAACCUGACUACGGGCGCGAGGUGUGUCACGAAGCGGACAUGGGUUCGCGUCGCGGUGACUCCCGUCGAUCAGGAGAGCGUGCUGCAAGAGAUGAACCUCCAGCCUUGAGGCAAAGGUUGACCAGAAGCCCCCGUCAGGCGACGAGGGCGAGCGAUGACGUAAUCAAAGGAAGGUAACCAACGUUUGCGGACAAUUAACCUUUGCCCCUUUACUUUGUGGACAAGUAACUGUGUAGUUCGGGUUAUGCCGGCUCAGCCUUUUGACCCUGUAAAGCUCGUUAUUCAUUUUUCCAGAAUGUUUUGUCCCGAGGAGCCAGCACCUCGAGUGUCGCAUUAGACCUGUUGAACGUCCCGUCAUAAUAGUUAUAUGUUAAGUGCGGGCAGUAUAGUCGAGUUCUUCCCGAUUUGCCGCACAUAGAUCCGUGGAGGUUGCAUACGUUACGUACAGCGUCGCCAACGGGUAUGUAUGCAAUUCUACUCUGCCGCCUGAGAGCACGUGCCACAGGGUAAGGUGCGGCAUGUUUUCUAGGUCGGUGUUUUCCCUCGCUGUAGAUACGAUAAAGUUGUUUCACUAGGCGUUUUCAUUUUUCUUAUUCUGUUGAUUGGCGGUGUGGCGGCGACCCAGGAGUCGCCAUGUGGGGUGCUGGGGGGGGUUCAUAAGUACGUGCAGCUUGUGAAACGGUUCAUGGGUUGUUGAACUAAGACUAUAUAUUGCCUGUUGCCGUUGUUCGAAAUUGCACGAACCUGUUGCAGGUUGGUACGCAUAUGCAUACAUUGGGUAAAAUUUUGUUGGGUUUGAAGUGCUGUGCGGGGUUGGUUUCCACGUAGGACUCUACUGGCGAAGGUACUUUCGAAUCGUAGCCUCAUUUUGUGUGAUUGUUGGAACGCUCGGAAAUUGGAAGUUCUCUGUCGUGUGUUGCGUGGUAUCUAGGGGGGGUUAGCAAAUGGUAACGUUCUUCAGAAGGGCUGUUCGAGUUGUUAAUUUUUCGAUUUUUCUAGCUGUAGUUCAAACUGCUGUUUGGUUACUUUAUUUUUGUUUCGGACCGCGAUGCUCUUAUCGAAAUUGUUUGGGCUUGAUGAUCUCGCAUCCUUCUUUGGGAAAGAAGUACUCUGGGACAGUGAUGAAUGGC
Molecule: messenger RNA, 1765 nt
Organism: Ectocarpus siliculosus
Lineage: Eukaryota; Phaeophyceae; Ectocarpales; Ectocarpaceae
Source: the annotation of a GenBank genome assembly